Molecule: messenger RNA, 3001 nt
Organism: Felis catus (domestic cat)
Lineage: Eukaryota; Metazoa; Chordata; Mammalia; Carnivora; Felidae
Gene: CXCR5
Product: C-X-C motif chemokine receptor 5
Exons: 2
Coding region: 178-1302 (374 amino acids)
Biological process (GO): chemotaxis; immune response; lymph node development
Cellular component (GO): membrane
Molecular function (GO): C-X-C chemokine receptor activity
Source: RefSeq, a predicted model, not a curated record
AAAAAAAAAAAAGCGAUGAGUUGUGAGGCAGACAGCGGGUCCUACGCGGCCCCAGGAGACAGUGCGCAACUCAUUUGCUUAAAUUUGCAGCUGACGGCUGCCACCUCUCUAUAGGCACCGGGCAGAGAGCCUCUCAACAUCAGACAGUGACCAGUCUGGUGACAUACGGCUACAAGCAUGAACUACCCCUUGACCCUGGACAUGGACCUUAUCAACUACAACCUGGAGGACAUGUACAAGGAACUAGGCAACUACAGCGACAGCACGGAGAGCCCCGCGGUGGAAAAUCACCUCUGCUCCACAGCGGAGGGGCCCCUCCUGUCCUCCUUCAAGGCCGUGUUCAUGCCCGUGGCCUACGGCCUCAUCUUCCUCCUGGGGAUGAUGGGCAACAUCCUGGUGCUGGUGAUCCUGGAACGCCACCGGCAAACCCGCAGCUCCACCGAGACCUUCCUGUUCCACCUGGCCGUGGCCGACCUCCUCCUGGUCUUCAUCCUGCCUUUUGCCGUGAUCGAGGGCUCCGUGGGCUGGCUCCUGGGCACUUUCCUCUGCAAAACUGUGAUCGCCCUGCACAAGAUCAACUUCUACUGCAGCAGCCUGCUCCUGGCCUGCAUCGCCGUGGACCGCUACCUGGCCAUCGUCCACGCCGUCCACGCCUACCGCCACCGCCGCCUCCUCUCCAUCCACAUCACCUGUGCCACCAUCUGGCUGGCGGGCAUCUUCUUCGCCUUGCCAGAAAUCCUCUUCGCCAAAGUGAGCCGCCUCCAUCGCAACGACUCUCUGCCGCGCUGUACCUUCUCUCAGGAGAACCGAGCUGAAACCAACGCCUGGUUCACCUCCCGCUUCCUCUACCACCUCGGGGGCUUCCUACUGCCCAUGCUGGUGAUGGCCUGGUGCUACGUAGGAGUGGUGCACCGGCUGUGCCAGGCCCAGCGGCGCCCGCAGAGGCAGAAGGCGGUCAGGGUGGCCAUCCUGGUGACGAGUGUCUUCUUUCUCUGUUGGUCGCCCUACCACGUCGUCAUCUUCCUGGACACCCUGGCGAGGCUGAAGACCGUGAGCAACAGCUGUGAGCUGAACGGCUACCUCUCCGUGGCCAUCACCAUGAGCGAGUUCCUGGGCGUGGCCCACUGCUGUCUCAAUCCCAUGCUCUACACGUUCGCGGGCGUCAAGUUCCGUAGUGACCUGUCGCGCCUCCUGACCAAGCUGGGCUGUGCCGGCCCCGCCUCCCUCUGCCAGUUCUUCCCUACCUGGCGCAAGAGCAGUCUCUCUGAGUCAGAGAAUGCCACCUCCCUCACCACCUUCUAGGUCCCGGCCCCCUUCGUUUCUGCUUUCCUUGGGGGAUGCGGUGUUACUGGAGCCCCUUCCACGGGACCUGGGAUCCUAAGAACUCGCCGUGGCCUGGCUGUGUCCUCACAUGGGGCAGCUGGAUGAACCAACCCCUCUCUCCAGGACAUCCCUGCCAUCGCUUCUUCCAGCCCCAGGGCUGGGCUGCAGGCCGGGGAGGGGAGGCAGUCCAAAGGCAAGAGCAGAGGAUACCUGUGCCCGGCUGUAUCCCCUGGGGCUGAGAUGACCCCCCCCCCACACACACACACCUUGUUUCAUCUUAACCAUUGGAAGCUCAAGAAACAACUUUUACUUCUGCCCUUGCCCAUUGCGGAAGUCAGUCCCCUCCCAGAAUGCACUCCGUCAGCUCAGGGACCACCCACCUGCACCACUACCCACCUCUCCUCUCGCCCCACCUGCCGAAAGAAGCUAGAGGCUGAGCACCAGGGGAUGGAUGGAGGUCAAGGCCGAGGAAAGGCCAGCUGGCAAAAGAACGCAGCCUUAACGUCUCAGUCACUAACAAACACAGACGUUCUGCCGGGCCACCAGCCCUGCAGCAUCUUGACCAGGCAGGAAACUCAGACUGACCCAAUCCCGGAAGCUGCUCCUGGCCCUGACCAAAAUGGCCCCGGGCCAGCCCCGCGUCACUGGGCCCUGGGAGGUCUGCAGACUGAGGGCAGACUCCAGGCGCCCUCAGAGACCAGCCAGCCAGUGUCCUACAGAAGAAAGAAGGCCCAGCCAGCAGAGAGAAGCCACUGACAGGAAAGAUUCUCCUUCCUUAGCCCCAAGGAGGCACAAGUAAAAACCAAGGCCUGCUGUCUUCUCUGCCCAGCGUAAAGAGGGCCAGGGGCAGUAGGGUCCGGGGUCCCGGCGGGUCUGGGCACUGAUAAGGAAGGAGGCAGUCCGUUCCUUCCCGCCCCCCACUCUGCAAACUACACAGCAAAGGGGUCGCAAUCGCACGGAGGGAGCACUUCGCCGAGAGUCAGAACGGAGAUGGAGACCCGCCCCCCAGAGAAGGACGACAGACUGAAAGGGGCUUCUGGGGGUCAUCACAUCCAGCGCCCUGCCUGCAGGCCAAACCCAGAGCUUGCCUGUCUCUCUGGGCCUCAGCAAGAGCCACGAGGCAUCCCCUUCGUCUAGGCAGGGUGAAAAGCAGGCCUGGGCAGGGAAGUCCCCGAGCCUCAGGAAGCCAAGCCCUGCCCCUGAGAGGAUACUACUCAGAUGGAACCAGAGGAUGCUGCUCCGUGCCUGCCUGCCCAGAGAGGGCUCUCCCUCCCUCCUCCGCAGCCUCUGGGCUCGCCAGGGCGGGAUGUCCGGGACCCCAGCACUUGCUGAGGGCACCUCUGGGUUGCCCAGUCCCGCUUAAGGCAGCUGGCCAAGCUCCCCGGGAGGCCCCCACGGUGGAAGUCAGAGCUUGUGACCCCAGGAGGGGGGGCUGUAUCUUCACCGUAGGACCCUGGGAAAGCCCCCGGAGCCCCACUUUUUCUCUCCCAGCAUCCAACAGUAAGCUGGGCAGUCGAGUAGCCAGACACAGAAGCAAAAAGGCAAGAGGAUGGAUUUUAAUUUUCUCUUUUUAAUAAAAAGGCACCUAUAAAACAGGUCAAUACAGUACAGGCAGCACAGAGACCCCCGGAACAAGCCUAAAAAUUGUUUCAAAAUAAAAACCGAGAAGAUGUCUUCA